Felis catus (domestic cat) is the source of this 170-nucleotide messenger RNA. RefSeq names its product 60S ribosomal protein L39-like. The transcript has a single exon. Gene Ontology annotation, biological process: translation. Gene Ontology annotation, molecular function: structural constituent of ribosome. Gene Ontology annotation, cellular component: cytosolic large ribosomal subunit; ribosome. The coding region runs from base 6 to 161 and encodes 51 amino acids. The record is from RefSeq and is a predicted model, not a curated record. NCBI's taxonomy places the organism in Eukaryota, Metazoa, Chordata, Mammalia, Carnivora, Felidae.
UCUCCAUGUCUUCUCACAAGACUUUCAGGAUCAAGCGAUUCCUUGCCAAGAAACAAAAGCAGAAUCGUCCCAUUGCCCCGUGGGUUCGGAUGAAAACUGGUAAUAAAAUCAGAUACAACUCCAAGAGGCAGAAUUGGAGAAGAAUGAAGCUGGGUCUGUAAGGGAUCGAA